Cuculus canorus (common cuckoo) is the source of this 1330-nucleotide messenger RNA. RefSeq names its product serine/threonine/tyrosine interacting protein (gene STYX). Gene Ontology annotation, cellular component: cytoplasm; nucleoplasm. NCBI's taxonomy places the organism in Eukaryota, Metazoa, Chordata, Aves, Cuculiformes, Cuculidae. The record is from RefSeq and is a predicted model, not a curated record. The coding region runs from base 214 to 843 and encodes 209 amino acids. The transcript is spliced from 11 exons. Gene Ontology annotation, molecular function: F-box domain binding; protein tyrosine/serine/threonine phosphatase activity. Gene Ontology annotation, biological process: protein dephosphorylation; regulation of ERK1 and ERK2 cascade; negative regulation of protein binding.
GGCGGCAGCGGGGGAGGAGGAGGAGGAGGAGGGAAGAGAAGAGAAGAGGCGGCAGCGGCAGUAACAGUAGCAGCAGCAUGGCGGCCGGGCGCGAGCGGCUGAGCGCGCCUCCGCCUUCCCCCCCCGCUGCCGCCGCUUUCGAGCCGGGGCCCGCGGUGCCGCUGCCCAAAUAACCGCCCCGCCCGGCCCUGCCCGCCCGGAGAGCGCCCGGCCAUGGAGCUCUCCAGGCCGGCCUUCCCCGCGCUGCCGCAGGCCAGAGAGGACUCCGAGGAUUGGACCUACCCGAUGAGGCGAGAGAUGCAGGAAAUUUUACCUGGGUUAUUUUUAGGCCCAUAUUCUUCAGCUAUGAAAAGCAAGCUACCUAUACUUCAGAAACAUGGAAUAACCCAUGUUAUAUGCAUACGGCAAAACAUUGAAGCAAAUUUUAUUAAACCAAACUUCCCACAGUUAUUUAGGUAUCUGGUCUUGGAUAUUGCAGAUAAUCCAGUUGAGAACAUAAUACGAUUUUUCCCUACGACUAAAGAGUUUAUUGAUGGAAGUUUACAAAGUGGAGGAAAAGUUCUUGUCCAUGGGAAUGCAGGGAUCUCUAGAAGUGCUGCCUUAGUUAUCGCGUACAUAAUGGAGACAUUUGGGUUGAAGUACAGGGAUGCGUUUACUUAUGUUCAAGAAAGAAGAUUCUGUAUUAAUCCUAAUGCUGGAUUUGUCCAUCAACUUCAGGAAUAUGAAGCCAUCUAUCUAGCAAAAUUAACCAUCCAGAUGAUGUCGCCGCUGCAGUUAGAGAGAUCCCUCGCCGUUCCACCAGGAAGUUUAAAGCGAGUGCGCGAAGAAGAUGAAGAACUUUGAACCGCGCACAUGGCAGCAGCGCAGAACAGAUGGUAUCCAAGAACAGCACUGUUUGUAUAGGGAAUUCCUGCCCGGAAAGGUGAAGAAAACUAGGGAAAAAGUUUCAAUAAAGCGAAGUGAGGAACACACCCAUAGCUUCUUUUCGAUUACAUGUUGCUUUCAGAUGUAAAUCUGCCUCUGCAACACACUAAGCAUCAUUUUUAAGAUGUUGGACUUCUUGAAUGAAUAGAUAGCACUGAUUGUUUUACUCGUUUUUUACACUUUACAGUUUUAUUCUAAACCAAGAUUUUUGGACUUGCAAAGAGGUAUUAUUGCAGCAAUGCACUUUUCAUACUUGAAAUUUCUUUAUUUGUAUGAUAUAAAGUUAUUACUUUAAAGAAAAUGCAAGCUGGGGGGGAUUUGUUUAUAAAGUUAUUUGUGUAAUUUAUAACAAGAGACUUUAGUAAAGAAAAAGUUUGCUAAGAUUCACCUUGUUCUCAGUAUGUAU